Verruconis gallopava is the source of this 953-nucleotide messenger RNA. RefSeq lists its product as uncharacterized. The transcript is spliced from 2 exons. The record is from RefSeq and is a predicted model, not a curated record. Lineage: Eukaryota; Fungi; Ascomycota; Dothideomycetes; Venturiales; Sympoventuriaceae. The coding region runs from base 237 to 608 and encodes 123 amino acids.
GAGAUAACUUCUAUUCCAAACGGAUCAGAUUAUUUUAAGCCGCGGUCACUACCAUAAGAAAGCUACUGAAUGCUUACGCGCUCUCGACGGCUCGACGAACUUUUACGUGCUCUGAGCACAGACCAUCGUUUAGAUCCUCUUGAAUCUGCACGAGAAUGUCGCGUCGCGUAAGGUAAAGCCUACCAUCCCAGCUGACGGUCGCAUCCCGAAUUCAGAGUUGUGACUGAAGGACUAACAUGGCGGAUUCGUCGACAACACCCGCGGACACGCCUGUGCCUACUGUCAAUGGUGGAGGUUUGGACGUUGAAAUGAAGGAUGAAGCUGGGCAGGAGCCGCAUCCCUCAACAAUACCUUCAGCUCCGGUAAAUCAGACAACAAGUCGACCACACACUCCGGCGGCUCGAGGCUCGCCACAUCCAGCCCCACCUGUCACAGUACCCCCCAGCCAACCCAACCCUCAUGGCAGCCCCGUGCGAGUUUACUUAAAUCAAAAAGUAACUCCGUACCUUCUCGAGGGCAUGAAGCAGCUUGCAAUAGAAGAGCCCGAGAAACCUCUGAAAUGGCUUGCUGAAUAUCUCGAACGAAAGAGCAGAGAAGUAGAAGGUUGAGAGGAGGAAGUAUAUGCUCUCAGUUCAAAGCUAAAGCACAAAGACUGCACGCCACCUGACCGAUUGUGAUAUCAGGCGUACGGGACUAUGCUGUGCCGAAUUUAAAGGCCGAGCAGUCCAAUGUGCCCUGAAACCCAGGGCGAAAUACGGACGCUAUUAGUUGGAAGAAGCGGGCCUAGAGUCUAAGAGGCAUGCUAGGAGAGUUUGACAGGCCACAUGAUGGAAUACUACAAGCUCAUUGCUGUAGAACAGACCGGCAUGAAUCGUUCAAAACGAUGUUGACUUUGCAGACUGCAAAUAUAGCCCUCAUUGAUUCAUACUUGGUGCAAUCUAUUCAUUGUUCAG